AUUUUGAAAAAAUUGAUAAAUGAUUGUAUAUACAAAAAAAUAUAAGUAAAAUAUAUAUUUAUAAAUCAGAAGAAACUUUCCAUUGGCUUGCCAAUACAUUUUAAUGUGUAAGUACUUCAUAAAUAAUUGUAUUUAAUAAUUUGUGAAAUACACAAGAAAUGAAAUGAUAAUUCGUACAAGCAGAUCUCGACGGUACAAAAUUCCAGAAUAAAUUCUGAGAAUAUAUCGAAGCAAAUCGAAAGGAUUCCACGCUACUACUACACCCGAUGAUCCAAGGCAACUCUUUUUCUUAAAGUCAACGAACCUACUACUAUGUACCCAUGAACCAAUACACACAAACGACACACAAGCACACGGGUGUAAUAACGUAUACACUGAGGUAAGUUUUUUUGUUAUAGCUCGUCGAAUAGAAUUUUGUAGCAAUCCAUUAGAGAAUUUUGCACUUGGCAGAGCAACCAUUAGGAUCGUCAUCGUCGACGAUCGCAAGAUCGAGCCAAGGACCAAGGAUCCAUCCUUCGACGUCAUCUUCAUCUUCUAUUCGUCUGGGUUAUCCCUCUCCACUUGGCAAACUCAAUAUCUAUCUAUCUAUCUCUGAAGCCUAUAUCCCCCCCUCUUCGAAACGAUAGUUCGAGCGUCCCUUCGUGCCUUCGUCCGCCCUCCUCUAAGCUGGUGCUGCUGUUGCCAGUGAAUCAUCUUCAACGACCCCCUCCUCUUUGAUCCGGCCAGAAGACUCUUAAGGGGGCCCCCGACGCAGCGCGAGGCCAGUCCGAGAACGCGACCCUAACAUUAACAUCCGGUGUAUUCCGACAGUCGGAAACGGAAACGACUGUUUGAUCGUACGAUUAGUAGCACGGCAACAUGAAGAUCGCUACGCUGCUUUUAGUUAUCGUGGCCUUCGCUUCAGGUCAAAGGAUCACGACAAUUCAGCUCGAUGGUGUUCAAUAUUUUGUAUCAAGAAUGAAUCCAUAUAGUCCAGAACUCAACUACUUCUUAGCGUAUCAGUAUUGUCGUUCUCUGGGUCUUCAGCUGGCGUCCUUCGAAACGAAGGAAAAAUCAGACACUAUGACCCAAUACUUAAAGAACGCUGGUUACACCAAGUACGACUUUUGGACGUCUGGUAAUAAACUUGGCACGGAUAUGUUCCUAUGGAUGAGUACAGGACUACCCUUCAACACCACUUUUGAUUACAUGCUUAAGAGACCUGGAAACAGACCUGCUGAUGUUCCACCUGGCACCGAACCUCAAAGAGUUGCACGUGAAAGUGGCGACAGUGGCAGUGCGGACGGUUGCGUUGCGAUGGUAGCACCAACGUUAGCAUGGGAAGCACAGGAUUGUACCCUCGUUAAAGACUUUAUCUGCGAGCAAACAAGAUGCUACUACUAUAACUACGGCAGCAUUCCAGUCUCCGCGACUCAGGGAAAUCGCAGACCCUACAUAACGACCACCUCGGCGCCAGCCAGCGACGACCAGAUCGACGAGCACGUUGAGGAAGAUAAUAAAGAUGAAAAAAAACCGGAUGAAAUUAUCGACGAGAAGACAACGUCAUCGUUGAACGUGGAAAAGGAAGAAUCAGCGAAUGAAGACGUACCCGAAGACCCGGUCGUUAGCAGGCUGAUAACAACGGCCGCUUCCGUGUCUGGCAAGCAAGACGAGAAAAACGAUCAAAAUGAAGAAGAAGAAGAAGAAGAAGAAUCUACUGCAUCGAGCGUUUUAGGAAACAUCGAAAGUCGUAGACCAACCGAUGCAUUUGACAGAGAAUAUGAUAAUACGAGACCCGACAAUAUUCCGGAUAUCACGAGUCUCUUUACGGCUAGCAGUGCUGAUGGUCGUCAAUCUAACGUUCAUCAAGCAAGAAAAGACAACUCUGCUAGUGUCUUCGAUGGCCUGGAGACUCGUGAAAUCCUUCGUACAGCUUCUCGACCAUCCACCUCGGACAUGAAGAUGGAACACAGAGAUUCUCUUGAUUAUGAUUUACUCUCGGAUGCCCCAGCUGAGGUUCAAGCUGACAUCCAAGGUGAAACUGAGCCUCCCAAUAACGGUCUAGAGGAUGCUCAUACCAUUGGUCCAUAUGACACCGUUCAAGAUUACGUUAACGAUCAACAGGACAUUGGUGAAUCGGUAAUGAUGAAGGAUCAGGAUGAUGACAGUAGUACGAUCCUGCCAGAGGCGGAACCGGCCUAUAGGUACAACAUCAAAGUGCGCACCAACGGCAAAGUAUUAGACCCUCCGUCCAAGUAACGCUUUACUUUCUAGGCACCGACGCCUUCGUUAAACGCGUUCGUUCGUCUAUUAAUUAUAAGAAAAUUAACAAAGGAUAAUUAAGAUAAAGAUGAAGAAGAUGACGACGAAGGAAUAGGAUACGAUUAAUCUUCGCAAUAAAGGAAAUUCCUUGCGAUCAUCAUCAUUUAAAUAAGUUCUUCUAGUCCAAGAACACUUUGAACCAAUUAAACCUCUUUUCUCUCUCAUGAUAACACAUUAAAUACAAUCAUAGAAUUCAAUUAAAUCGCAAGGCAAUAACGUCGUAGGAACCUAACUUCUUCGCAUUUUCUUCAAACGUUAAUCUGUAACGCUAUUUUUUAACACACGUCAAUCAUCGCGUUUAUCGAAAAAGAAUAAUAUUAAUAAUAUUAAUAAUAAUAAUAAUAAUAAU
Polistes canadensis is the source of this 2650-nucleotide messenger RNA. RefSeq lists its product as uncharacterized. Gene Ontology annotation, cellular component: external side of plasma membrane. The transcript has 4 exons. Gene Ontology annotation, biological process: biological process involved in interspecies interaction between organisms. NCBI's taxonomy places the organism in Eukaryota, Metazoa, Arthropoda, Insecta, Hymenoptera, Vespidae. Bases 859 to 2238 code for a protein of 459 amino acids. Gene Ontology annotation, molecular function: carbohydrate binding. The record is from RefSeq and is a predicted model, not a curated record.